Messenger RNA from Rana temporaria (common frog), 1314 nucleotides. RefSeq names its product ganglioside GM2 activator-like. The record is from RefSeq and is a predicted model, not a curated record. Bases 78 to 680 code for a protein of 200 amino acids. The transcript has 4 exons. Lineage: Eukaryota; Metazoa; Chordata; Amphibia; Anura; Ranidae. Gene Ontology annotation, cellular component: cytoplasmic side of plasma membrane. Gene Ontology annotation, molecular function: lipid carrier activity; enzyme activator activity. Gene Ontology annotation, biological process: ganglioside catabolic process; lipid transport.
GAUGUAGGUGUGAUGAAUACUCAGUGUAGAUCCUGAGCUGCAUUCUGCCAGUGGCUAGACUCUUUUGUACAGUUACUAUGGCUAAGCUUGCCCUCUGCUAUUUGCUUGCUUUUGCAGCUAUAGCCCAUUUCACUGAUGCCUACGAUUGGAAGACCUGGAACCUUGCUACGCAAGUAAAAAGUAUCUCCUGGGAGAACUGUGAUUCGGGAAAGCUUCCAGGCACAAUCAAAAGUCUGUCCAUUAGCCCUGACCCUGUAUCCAUCCCAGGAGAAGUGGUCGUCUCAAUGGUACUGAACACCGAAGUCCCUCUAAGCUCUCCACUCCAGAUCAAAAUUACUGCAGAGAAGGAGCUGUUUGGCGAUUGGCUGGCUGCCCCCUGUAUUGAUAAGUUUGGCAGCUGCACCUACACUGAGGUUUGCGAUCUGCUGGAUGCUUUCUUUAAGCCAGGACAGCAGUGCCCAGGACCCCUAAAGACUUAUGGACUUCCCUGCCAUUGUCCAUUCAAAGCUGGUUCCUACAGUCUCCCCACAACCAGUUUUAAGAUACCCAGCUUCUCUCUACCAUCAUGGCUUGCUGAGGGCAACUACAGAGUUACUGGAAUUCUCAGCCACAACAAUCAGGAAAUUGGAUGUGCCAAAUUUACUUUCACUCUGGCCGAACCCUCCUCCUGGUGGUGGUAAGAAGGAUGCCUAAUUCACUGGAACAAAGAAGACAUUUUAUCACUUACUUGAUUAACCUUCAUCUCAUCUAUGACAAUACUAGACUCUACCCUUGCCAGCCAGCAUGGUCCCUGCCUUCCCCAUUGGUGCCUGCACAUUAAACUGAGACUAAUAAUGCAGAUUUUAUAUGGCUGUCUUCAGUGCAAUAUAGCUUGGAAAACCAAUUAGAACAGUUGAUUUGUCCACUCCGGGAUCAGUUACCUAUGGAUUAUUUUGUGAGACCACAGAACACCCAUCUUUAGACUUACAAAAAAAAAACGAUUUUCCUUAAUGUGCGCCACCACAGCCCCCCUCCCAACAUGCACAGUUGUCAUUUAUUUUCUCUACUUUUUCCUUUCGAAAAGUCCGUUCUGCCAACAAAACAAAAUGAACUACCUCCCUUGCCUCUCACUUGCUAUAGAAGAUCCUACGAUCCUGCCACCUCAACACCACAAAAGUGUCUCCAUAUGUCAUGUGUGCAGGAGGCAUAAACAAAUAUAUGGCUGAAUUACAGAAUUUCUUUAAUUUGUUCAUUAACCACUUGCAAUACGGCAAUGCGUCGCUUUAACUGACAAUUGCGCGGUCGUGCGCUGCUGUACCCAAAUGCUAUAAACAA